Molecule: messenger RNA, 924 nt
Organism: Amphimedon queenslandica
Lineage: Eukaryota; Metazoa; Porifera; Demospongiae; Haplosclerida; Niphatidae
Product: leucine-rich repeat-containing protein 59-like
Exons: 7
Coding region: 48-854 (268 amino acids)
Cellular component (GO): cytoplasm
Molecular function (GO): protein binding
Source: RefSeq, a predicted model, not a curated record
GGUGGGGCUGAGCUUGCAAUUGUGCCCUCUACAAUGCCAAUGUGAAUAUGUCGGGCCCUGUUCACACUGGAGAGGGACAGAAGGUGACUAAGAAGUUCCUCUCUGAGCACACUGAUGGCUUGGUUGUUGAUUUGAGUCUGUGCUUUUUGCAGGAAAUCCCCGUCAAUGAACUGACCCGAGCUUCUAAUUUUAAUAGACUGGAUUUAUCUCAAAAUAAAAUAACCGAAGUCCCAUCAUCAUUUUCUUCUUUGGCGUUUCUCAUCGAAAUCGACUUCAGCAAAAACAACAUCUCGAGUCUCCCUGAGAAUUUUGGUGAUCUGCAAAAACUCCAAAAGCUCGAUCUUUAUGGCAACGCUUUGAUCACAUUACCUUACAGCUUUUCGAGUCUCUCUCGUCUCAAAUGGCUGGACUUGAGAGAUAACCCCCUCAGGGAGGACAUUGCGAAAGCAGCUGGAGACUGCACUAAUGAAAAGGAAUGCAAGGAUUGUGCUAAGAAGGUUGUAAGGUUGAUAUCUCAAUUACAAAGAGCACACGAGGAACAGAUUGAGGCUGAGAGAAAGGAACUAGAAGCUCGGCAGCACAAAAAGGAAAAGGCUCAGCAAAGAAAAAAGAGAAUUGCAAAAAAGCUGAAGGAGGAACAGAAAGAGAAGAGAAGAGCUGCUUGGAUGGAAAGAAAAGAGACAGAAGAAUUAGAAAAUCAAGAAGAUGAAGAGACCCAAGACACUACUAAAGAAAUCAUGCAGUCUAAGCAGAGAGGAUUCAAAAGAUGGGGUUGUCUACUUUGUAUAACAGUUUCCAUAUUGGCCUCUGGUGCUAGUGCCUGGCUAUAUCAACUACGCAAUGAGCAACUUUAACAAAGAAAUUAUUUUUUGUUGCUUUUAUGGAUACUUUUCAGCUUAAAAUUGCAAUAAUGGUUGCGCAUAA